Molecule: messenger RNA, 1013 nt
Organism: Spea bombifrons (plains spadefoot toad)
Lineage: Eukaryota; Metazoa; Chordata; Amphibia; Anura; Pelobatidae
Gene: WASHC3
Product: WASH complex subunit 3
Exons: 7
Coding region: 62-649 (195 amino acids)
Biological process (GO): exocytosis; actin filament polymerization
Cellular component (GO): WASH complex
Source: RefSeq, a predicted model, not a curated record
UGGGUGAUCACAUGAUUUGACAGCUGCCUGUAAUCGGAAGUGUGUGAUCUGUACUGUUGUUAUGGAUGAAGAUGGGCUACCGAUUGUGGGCUCUGGAAUAGAUCUUACGAAGGUUCCUGCUAUUCAACAGAAAAGAACAGUGGCAUUUCUGAACCAGUUUGUUGCUCACACAGCUCAGUUUCUAAACCGUUUUGCAGCAAUUUGUGAGGAGAAACUGUCAGCCCUGUCACUCCGCAUUCAACAAAUUGAAACAACUUUAAAUAUCUUGGAUGCCAAGCUUUCCUCAAUACCUGGCUUAGAGGAUGUGAAAGUCGAAACCCAGCACAUACCUCAGAAUAACAUUACCAAUGGACAUUCCCCAUCACAAACUGAUUCCCCGCAAUCAGAUGUUACACAGAAUUCAGUGAAGGAUAUACCCACGCAGAAGGAAGAAGCACAAACGGAAAAUGUUAUCACUGUGGCAAAAGAUCCUAGAUAUGCCAGAUAUCUCAAGAUGGUUCAAGUGGGCGUUCCAGUAGUGGCUAUCAGAAAUAAAAUGAUUUCUGAAGGGCUUAAUCCUGAUUUAUUAGAGACACCAGAUGCUCCAGUUCCUGAUGGGAAACCUGUACCAGAAGAAAGCUCUGACAGUGAAUCCUCAUUCAGUGACUAAAAUACUUUGUAUAUUAUGUUUUUGGUCACUGUGCAUUAGUUGUGCCACUAAAUCAAUCAAUCACAAUAUCCAAAAUUCCUGCCCCAGUACAUUGGUGAACAGGCUUGAGGGUGUAUUAUGUUACUUUGGCUGCGUUAUGCCUAUUAUAAAACAAUUCAGAUUUGGAGACUUUCCACUAACACAAUAGUAAAUUAAAAGGAUAGUAAAAUAAUGAAUGCACUUACCUGUUGGUUUUUGCCAAAUACUUUGCAUUGUAUUCAUAUUUUUAUAAAAAUAAACUUUAACAUAUAGUGUUUUACCGCUAUACAGUAGUUAUUAAAGCACUUGAACCAGGACCAAAUUGAAAUAAAACAUUCUCCAGAUA